UCACUCAGGCACGAAACCCAACGACUCACGCUGCUAAAUGGUUUUAAUGGUUUAAGGAGCAGUAAACUAGAUGAUAAAUCGAUUUUAAUGGAUGUUUCGACUUUUUAAUGAUAAAGUUUGAAAACCAGUGUGAAACGUUAAUAUUCCACACGACCUUUGUUUCUAAUGUAGGUAUAAUGUUUUACUGUUACUGUAUUUGAUAGUUUUUACUGUAUUUAGUAUUCAGUUGUUGGCGUCAGUAUCAGCUGAACUGUAUACGACCUGAAAAUGGCACGUGCAUCACACUGGAAAAGAUUUUCAAGACCCGCAACCCAAACAAGCACCAAGGUGCACCUGACUGAUGGGGAUAUAAACACGUGGAUGAAGAAGGUAGAGAUGGCGUCGGAGUUCGCUGUAUCUCAAGUGUUAUCCUCACAGAAACCACGCUCUGGUAAACCGAACACGGCUUUAGCCCUGCAAAGCAUGGAUCAGCUCCAGGACCAUGAUGAUGCGUAUGGUGAAGCACAGUCUAUUCUUAGCGACUGGAUGAACAAGAAGCUGCGCCUAGAGCUUGAACUGGAUGAAGAAGAGGACAAGGAAGAGGAAGAGCAGCCUGCAAACCUAAACUAUAAAAACUUUAAUGACAUGUAUUCCCAACUUUUGUCUGAAGAUGAGAGCUUUGAGGUGCGCCAUUUCCUCCAGGACUUGAUGGAGACAGAUGUGAUGGACUGCAAGACAGUGCAGGGUCUCCAGCUGGACAUGGGGAACGAGAAGAAGAGAAGCCGCGACCAAUGCGUCACUAUGGACAUACGGCACAAGCAGGUCAAGGAGCGGCGUGCACAGAGGGACGUGGUGCGGGAGAGGCAACGCAAGGAGCAGGAGGCUCGGAGGGAGGCGCUGGAGGAGGCUAAGCGUCUGGAGUGCGAGGAACAGAGGAGGAGCAAACUGGAAGCUCAGAGACAAGAAGAGCUUUUGCAGCAGGAAGUGGUGCGCCUGCGCAGAGAAAUGCAGGAGAAAAGGAACAUGGAGCAGCGGGCACGAAAGAGGGAGCGAGAGAGGCUAGUGAAACCAAACACUGUCACAGACUCCAUCGCACCAAAACCUGACCAUGUCACACAGAGGCAGCUGAGCCACAGAGAGCGAGAAGUGGAGGCCAAGGCUCACAUUCUCAACCUGCAGCGCAUGCAGAAGCAUUUCUCUGCCUGGUACUCUGUGGUGUUAGAGAAAAGGGUGCAACUGGGUAAAGCAGCGGCACUUUGUGAUUGGAGGAGGCAACUGAGGGCAUGGCAGGCGUGGAGGGCGCUGGUGUGGGUGAGGAGAAAAGAGAGAGAAGCUGAGAGGAUGGAGGAGGAACUGAGGCUGGAAAACAGGCACUGUCAGCUAGCAGAGGAGAGCGAUCGAAGACGGCUCCUGAGGCGCUGCCUGAGUGAUUGGCAUUUGUGGUGCCGAAUGGAGAGAGGCCGGAGGGAACUGCUCAGCCAGCAGGAAGAAACCAGGCGGAAAAUGGCUGCCCUGAUCGAUGCAGCUGCUUCAGGGAAACUAACAACCAAGAAAUGCACUGACUCGCCAAUCACAAUCCAGCCAGAAACCGUGAACCAAUCGGAAAACAACACAGCCCAGGUACCAGCACAACGAGCCACCUCGGCUCUUCCUCCACCCACUUUGACUGACAGGAGAGAAGCCCCACCCUCUCAGGCCUGGCAAGUGACUCGUCGACACGCUGCACUUUCUUUAGCUGAGGUUCGGGAGGGGCGGAAACUGAGUGUCGCCCCCCACUGUCCGGGCACAGAAAUGAAUGGCGGACAUUUUGAGCAUCGUCACAUGGCUCAGCAGAGGAUUAUUACAGAGCAAAAACGCAUCCUUAAAGAACAGCAGGAUAUGAUCUCCGAGCUGCAGGAGAGACAGAAACUACAGGAACUCCGGGAGGAAGCAGAAAAAGCUGAACAGCUGGCAGUCCAGCUCAAACCAUCAGUACCUCAGAAUGUUGUAAAGACAAGAUCAAAAGGAGCCACGGGCGGAAACAGCGCCAGUCGUCCUGCACCUAAAGAACAUGACAGUCGUCUGGCCAGCCUUCAUCCUGCAGUUCGAGCCAUGACGGAGCGAGCUCAGCAGCGUGAAGAGCGCAAGAAGGAGGUAGAGGAGAUGAAGAGGAGGCGGGAGGAGGAGAAGCUGGCUCAGAUGAAGGCGGAGGAGGAGGAGAGACUGAGGCUGGAGGAGGAAGCGAAACGAAUAGAGGUCGAAAAAAAGAGGGAGGAAAGGAGACAGAAAAAGCAGAGGGAGUUGGAGAAACAGAGAAGAAUGGAGCUGGAGCAGAAUUUGUUAAAGCAGGCCAGAGAGCAUUACCAUCGAUCCCUGCUGGUACACAGGGGAAUAACACCAUGGAGGCGGCUGGUGGAGCAAAACCAAGCCAAUGCUCAGAAAGCUGAGGAGCAUCAUGCCCAGGUUGUACGAAGACGCUGCUUUCUGUCUUGGUUACGCACAACAAGCGAGGCCCUGGACGAAAAAAAGAGACGCGCAGACCAGCUGUACGAGUGCCUUCUGCUCCGGCGAGCUCUACACAGCUGGAAAAUGUAUAAGCACCUGCAGUCUCAGCUGGAGAUACGAGCGGAGAGCUUCUACACUACUCGGACUCAAAGGAAGGUCUUCAAGGCACUGCUGGAUCUCACAAUCCAACAGAGACUGGAGGCUUGGGACAAAGAGCGUCAGGCUGCCGAGCACCGUUCCAGGCAAGUUAUGAGCAGAUGUUUCGUUGCUUGGCGGCGUCUCCCGGAGGCACUGCAGGAAGAAAAAGAGCGAGAGGAUCGGCGAGAGCAGCUCAGACGCAAAGUGGCCGAGAUCCUCCCAGAUUUCCGAUCCACGCCGCCGGAUGCCAUAUGGAGCUCCGCGUCGCGCGUCUAACAAAAACAACACACCCACAUGCACAUUUUUACUGAAAAAUAAAUUGCUGGAAAUCUUUUUUCUUUUGUGGUCCGUCUGAGCAGCUCGUCACUGAUGCAUCACUGUACAAAGAUCAGAACAAACACUGCUUGGAGGAAACCGGUGUUUUACCAUGAAUGGUUUUUAUACAUUUUAUUUCCCUUUUGCUUGUUUGUGUUUUACAGAUUUUCUCAGUUGCAUUGGAACAUUUUUCAGAUCAGAAAUUAAACUCUUAAAACUAA
Messenger RNA from Silurus meridionalis, 3137 nucleotides. RefSeq names its product coiled-coil domain containing 191 (gene ccdc191). Gene Ontology annotation, molecular function: phosphatase binding. The record is from RefSeq and is a predicted model, not a curated record. NCBI's taxonomy places the organism in Eukaryota, Metazoa, Chordata, Actinopteri, Siluriformes, Siluridae. The coding region runs from base 268 to 2877 and encodes 869 amino acids. The transcript has 16 exons.